UUUUGGCUUCUAGAUUUUUCAGAUACUCGCACAAUGCGAAUAAAGCGAAGGUCAACCCGGCGGACAUGCAGUACUCCCAGGCGUCUCUUUGCAAUCUUGCUCUCCACCCCUCUGGCCGUGUGGUUCCUGGCCCAGCUUGUGGGACAAGGCACUGUCACAACGCAAACCCUAGAUCUAACAACACUUUUGGCACAGACACAAACUAUUCAGGCAAUCAGUGCUUCCGAUGAGCCGACUCAGAGCUUUCUGGCGCGGGAAAAGCUGGAAGUCUCUAUAGUCUCAAACAAGCACCAAGCGGACAACUACAUAGAUUCCAGCCCAGUGACACUAAAAAGCGCUGCUAUGGAUUCACCAGAAGACCCGUCCUUCACCGGAGAAACUUCUUCUUUGGCUCGUCACGAAGCCGCCGAACGGACGACAUCUGAUGCUGGAAUCGAUCUCACCGACCCGACACUCUAUCAAAGCGUGGACACACAGGGCGACAGCUCCGCUGCUACCGUUAUGGGUGUCGCGACUGGGUACGAUUUGAGCAUAUUCAAACGCUUCGUGGGAAGUCUGCGUAAGACAGGGUAUAUAGGCCAUAUUAUUUUGGGAUUGGCUCCGGAUGUAGACUCCGAGAUACUUGAGUACUUGGCGUACCGCAACGUGACUACCAAGAUUCUCCAAUGGACCGAUUGUACAUACUUGGACAACUCCAGCACAACCAAAGACAUUUUCAAAAGGACGACAUGCGCGGCUCCCUAUCCGGAUAUCAAAAUUCGAUGGAGUCGCUUCCCUUUGGCCCGAGACUGGCUACGCGAGUGCACAUCUUGUACAGGUCCGAUACUGGUGAUGGACGUCCGAGAUUCUUUGUUUCAGGUGAAUCCGUUCGGGCCAGGAUCCCCUGUAGUCCGAGGCUUGCAAGUUUUUGAAGAGCACAAGAAUCGGACAACUCAGCAUUGGCUGACGAAAGGGCCAAUUUUCGAGUGCAAAGGCGUGUCCUACGACGAAACAAUGCUUUGUUCUGGAACUACCAUUGGUACGCGUGCCGCCAUGCUAAAAUAUCUCGAAAUUAUGUACGAGGAAAUGAAGGAUUGGAUCUCGCACCCACGCUGCCGAUUUAAUAUGAAUGGUGAUGAUCAGAGUAUACACAAUCACCUCUUUUACUCAGGACAGCUUCCGUUCGCCACAGCUAAUGAGAAUCGACGGGGUGGGAUCGUCAACACUGCGGGCUUUGAGGGCGCUCAGUUGGUGAAACAACACAGUGCUACGAUGCGGGCUCGGCACGGCAUAACCCAUGGAGAUGCAAUGUGGAAAGCCUUUGACGGUGCAUCUGGAAAGCGUUGGAUAGGUGCUGAGUUCAACAUUUGUGAUGAUGAAGGAUACUUUACGGAAUUUGAUGGCUCAAGAUCGCGCGUUGUCCACCAAUGGGAUCGCUUUGGAAGGCCUUACAUCAAUUUAUGGCUCAAUCACCAGAAAUGGCUAGUGGAAGAUGAAAUACCUAGCAACAGGUCUUCACAUUUAUCUGCUGCCUGA
Messenger RNA from Phaeodactylum tricornutum CCAP 1055/1, 1515 nucleotides. RefSeq lists its product with no specific name. Lineage: Eukaryota; Bacillariophyta; Bacillariophyceae; Surirellales; Neidiaceae. The transcript has a single exon. The record is from RefSeq and is a predicted model, not a curated record. Bases 34 to 1515 code for a protein of 493 amino acids.